Molecule: messenger RNA, 1590 nt
Organism: Umbelopsis ramanniana AG
Lineage: Eukaryota; Fungi; Mucoromycota; Umbelopsidomycetes; Umbelopsidales; Umbelopsidaceae
Exons: 9
Coding region: 1-1590 (529 amino acids)
Source: RefSeq, a predicted model, not a curated record
AUGUCAGUACUUGCUAAUGAGCGAGUAAUAGUAAAGGAGAAUGACAUUGUCGAACGCCAGAUGAGUUUCGAUAAUGUAAGCAUGGAAUCUUCAAAGAUUCAAGACUUUGAUGCAAAACCAACGACUCAAAGGGAACUAAUAGCUUGGUAUAUGUACUCAUGGGCGACUGAUGGCUGGACCGCAGCUUCUUCUUCCGUAUUCAUGCCAAUCAUAAUGUCUACAAUGGGAACCUUAGGUGGAACAAAUGGACGAGAUCCCACAAAGCACUGCAACUUGGUAGAUCCAUGUUAUGUACAACUUGGCUCAGCUCAUGUAUCGCCAUCUAGUUACGCAUUGUAUAUUACUGCUAUUGCAGUCCUCGUUCAGGCAUUUAUAUACAUUCAACUUGCAGCUGUUGCCGAUCAUUCCAAACAUGGAAAAGCAUUCAUGAUCUUUUUUGGAUUUGCUGGAUCCAUCACGGUCCUUUUAUGGUCGGUUUUAUCGAAGAAUCCAACUCAAUACUGGGGAGCUGGAAUCCUUUUCGUAUUGGGAACCAUUUUCUAUGGCAGUUCUUAUGUAUUUUAUGCUAGUUAUCUUCCAAAACUUGCAAGAAAUGCCCCAGAGGUGACUGAAGCUACUGACCCAGUUGACAAGGCACGCAAAUUGACAUUAAGAACGUCAAGAACAUCGCUCAUGGGCUUAUGCUGUGGCGGUGCCGGAGGAUUCAUUCAGAUGGGCAUUGGCAUAGGUGUCUUGUAUGCUUUGAACCAAUCCUUGCUCGGCUUGCUGGUGGCAACUUCUGUUGGUGGUGCAUGGUGGGCUAUAUUCACUUUCAUUCCAUUGUUCUUUCUUAAGAGUCGGCAGGGACCGCCGUUGCCUAAAGGUGAAACUUAUCUCGUAUAUCCCUGGAAACGCCUGCUCAAAACCAUGAAGCGUGUAUCACACUUAGCGCAACUGUUCAAGUUUUUGCUCUGUUGGUUUUUCUUAAGUGACGGCAUAUAUACCAUUUUGAAAGUAUCAGUACUCUUUGCACAGACGGUAGUGCAUACUCCUUCCGUCACUCUAUUGAUUGGUGCCAUGGUCGAACUGUUCGUGUCUGUUCCCAGUUAUAUGUUCUGGGGAUGGGUUGAAAAACGAUUCCAUAUCAAGCCCAAAACUCUCCUUAUUCUUUUGUCCUUCUUGUCCUCUAUGAUUCCAGUUUAUGUUCUGAUCGGCUUCUCGCCGAAUGUGUCGGGAGGAUUUAAACACCCUAAUGAAUAUAUUGGCCUGUGCGCCUAUUUCGGAUUUGCAGCCCCCUCAGCAAUAUCAUACGCGCGAAGUACUUUCUCCGAGCUUAUUCCUUUGGGUCGCGAAAAUGAAAUGUUUUCCAUGUUCUUGAUCACUCAAGGAGGUGGUGGUUGGAUUGGACCCCUCAUCACCGGAGUCAUCGGCGAUAAAACUGGAAACAUGAGAUACUGCAAUGUAUUUAUUCUAGCUUGCAUUCUCGUGCCCAUGUUUGGGCUGUUUUUCGUUGAUGUCGAGAAAGGCAAGGCUGAAGCAUUGAGCUCAGCCGAGCGCGAUGCCCAGGAACUUGCCAGUUUUGAAUCUGUUAAAGAUGAUGUAUCAUCAUAA